Molecule: messenger RNA, 1639 nt
Organism: Homalodisca vitripennis (glassy-winged sharpshooter)
Lineage: Eukaryota; Metazoa; Arthropoda; Insecta; Hemiptera; Cicadellidae
Product: nuclear pore complex protein Nup85-like
Biological process (GO): protein import into nucleus; mRNA export from nucleus; positive regulation of DNA-templated transcription
Cellular component (GO): nuclear pore outer ring
Molecular function (GO): structural constituent of nuclear pore
Source: RefSeq, a predicted model, not a curated record
GGCACAGUUCUGAAAGUGGAUUAUGUUCCACUUUCCCAGUGGAUAUUUGUUAGCUUCGCAUAUUGUGAAAGGGUUACUUUUAUGUGUGGAUGUACAUGACAACUGUUACAAUGCUGUGAACUGUUACGCAGGUGAUAUCGUUCUACCACAUCUCCGGGAGUGGAUCAGGUUCCAUUUUCCCAGUGGAGAUUUGUUAGCUUCGCAGAUUGUAAAAGGAAGGGCAGAAACUGGUGCUGAGGCCAGACACCCUGACUAUUGGCCUACUGUCAUCACUCUCCUGUUGCAGGGGUCCAUAGACAGUGCUCGUACCAUGUUGAAGCUACAUUCUCAAUGUGACAGUGAAGUAUUCCUGGAGGCAGAUAAGGUGCUGGGGACCAUGCCAGAGUACAGUGUGUACGGAGGAUUGUCAGUUUCAGAGUUCAAUUCCAGAUUCAGCUCAUGGCAGGCUGAACUGAUUAAUAAGGUGAAUGCAGGAGUUUUCUCAUCUUCGAAGAAUCUUCAAAAUAUUAUGAAUAUGAUCAGUGGCGAGUCCGUAUUGGAGAUGAAGCAGUAUUGCAGCACUUGGUACGAGCUUAUGGUAGCAUCUCUGAUGUACACAGAACCAACGGUCAAAUCCUUUGAUCUCAGUUUCCAUGCCAACAAGUGUAUCAUGCAGUUUGGUGGUGCUGCUAGGCUCAGUCUAACAGACCAUAUUGUGUUGUCCUUGCUUGAAUGCAAUCUGCAUGAUGUGAUCAAGAAACUACAGUCCACAUGUGAUAGCGGUUGGGCCGCAGCUCAUCUCACCAAUCUAUUGUUCCACUGUGGCAGGCUCAAUGUCAUUGACAGUAAAAUCAUGAGUGGAAUGCCCCAGCGGAUUGACGAAGAGUUAGUGUUGGAGUAUGGCACUUUGUUAAUGUCACACAAGUCUCUGUGGCAGGCAGGGGUUAGCUAUUUAGAUCAUUGUCCGACCUUGGGAGCCCCCCGCCUCCACUUGCUACUACCCCGCCUUAACCCCCGCACAGAAGCCAAGGCCCACAAGAUAAUACAGAUCGCUCUAGAUCGGAAUAUGCCAGAUGUGGCGGCAGGAGUGUGUAAGGUGGAAGGCAUGAAGAGUCUGAAGCGUCGCCGGCUGGGGCAUGCCCUGAACUGGGCACUUCAGUCACAAGACUCAGGCUUUGCAGCUUUCCUGGCAGAUAAGGUGCUGGAAUUUUACGCCAGGGAAGGGGUCUUGGGCUCACUGGACUUGCUGGACAACCUGGGUUCCUGUAUGCUAGUCUGUGACCGCCUCACCUUUCUAGGCAAAUAUUGUGAGUUUCACCAAGUGUACCGUAGUGGAGAGCUCAAGAAAGCUGCCGGCCUCUUAGUGUCUCUGCUCGCAUCCAAGAUUUGUCCCAAAUAUUUCUGGCUCACACUUCUCACUGAUGCACUUCCGCUGCUAGAGACCCAGGACAGUCCUGUAUUUUCCUACAAGGAUACCUGUGAACUUAUCGCCUGUCUGGAGGAGCUGGUGAUGGAGGGCUCUGAUCAUCCUCGCUCAGCUCCUCUUUCCGAUGACAAGAACCGCCUCAUUCGCUUGGCUCUUACAAAGAACUUAGUGCGUGCCUGUGUUCACGAUCCUUCCCACUGUGUUUAGUAAAUGUUCUCUGUACAGUUUUUAUUA